CUCAACACCGUUAACAGCUCGUUGACUUUAUCGUCGCCCAUUCCAAUACAUGGAACCGGGACGCAUUCUCUCUCCGUCUCUCUUGUUUGAAAACAAGACUCUUAAAUAUAAAAAUAACAACGCUUUAAGAUGCUACUGCAUAGUUGGUAUUUAUGUACUUUGUUGUUAAUGUUUGACACUUCCAUUUUCAACCUGUUUUCCAUCUCCAAGGUAAAAAGUUCUUGUGCUCAGACAUCACGGGGAGCCUCGGAAAAUGUUGGCUAAAUAGACAAAAGCAAAAAAAGUAAGUGCUCGAGCAAAUUUUCUCUUCGAUCAUGGAGCUUUGUAACUGCAUCGAGCCACCAUGGCCGGCCGACGAGCUCUUGAUGAAGUACCAAUACAUAUCCGAUUUCUUCAUAGCACUCGCGUACUUCUCCAUCCCCCUCGAACUAAUCUACUUCGUGAAGAAAUCCGCCGUUUUCCCUUACCGUUGGGUCCUCGUCCAGUUUGGCGCCUUCAUCGUCCUCUGUGGCGCCACCCACCUUAUCAACCUCUGGACCUUCACCAUGCACACUCGUACAGUGGCCCUCGUCAUGACAACGGCCAAGAUCCUGACAGCUGUCGUCUCGUGCGCGACUGCCCUCAUGCUCGUCCACAUAAUCCCCGAUUUACUCAGCGUGAAAACCCGAGAGCUCUUCUUGAAAAAUAAAGCGGCUGAGCUGGAUCGGGAAAUGGGCCUUAUCCGGACCCAGGAAGAAACGGGCCGCCACGUUCGGAUGCUGACUCACGAGAUUCGAAGCACUCUCGACAGACAUACUAUUUUAAAAACGACGCUAGUCGAGCUUGGGAGGACUUUGGGCCUCGAAGAGUGUGCACUGUGGAUGCCGACUAGGGCUGGGCUGGAGCUCCAGCUGUCUUACACGCUCAGGCACCAGAAUCCAGUUGGGUUCACUGUGCCUAUACAGCUGCCUGUGAUUAACGAGGUGUUUAAUACGAGCAGGGCUGUGAAGAUAUCGCCGAGCUCUGCUGUGGCAAGGCUGAGGCCUGUGGGGAAGUAUAUGCCGGGGGAAGUGGUGGCUGUGAGGGUACCGCUUCUUCACCUUUCGAAUUUUCAAAUUCACGACUGGCCUGAGCUGUCGACGAAAAGGUACGCGUUGAUGGUACUGAUGCUGCCCUCGGAUAGUGCUAGGCAGUGGCACAUGCAUGAGCUGGAGCUUGUUGAGGUGGUGGCGGAUCAGGUUGCUGUUGCACUUUCGCAUGCUGCUAUUCUGGAGGAGUCGAUGAGAGCUCGGGACCUCCUAAUGGAGCAGAAUGUGGCACUCGACCUGGCAAGACGAGAGGCCGAGACAGCCGUGCGGGCCCGCAACGAUUUCUUGGCAGUUAUGAACCACGAGAUGCGGACCCCAAUGCACGCAAUAAUUGCCCUCUCAUCUUUGCUUCAAGAGACGGAGCUCAUGCCCGAGCAACGUCUCAUGGUCGAGACAAUUCUCAAGAGCAGCAACCUCUUGGCCACCCUUAUUAAUGAUGUCUUGGAUCUCUCGAGGCUCGAGGACGGUAGUCUUCAGCUCGAGAUUGCACCUUUUGACCUUCAUACGCUCUUCAAGGAGGCACUCAACUUGAUAAAGCCUAUUGCCUCUGUGAAAAGGCUCUAUGUUACGCUGAGCAUGUCCCCUGAGCUGCCAGAGUAUGCCGUUGGCGAUGAAAAGCGGCUAAUGCAAGUUCUCCUAAACGUUGUUGGUAAUGCAGUUAAGUUCACCAAAGAAGGUGGUAUCACGAUAACUGCUUUUGUGGCAAAAUCGGACUCACUAAGAGAUCCUCGGGCCCCCGACUUUUUUCCUAUCCCAAGUGAUAAUCAUUUCUAUCUACGCAUAGAGGUGAAAGACACGGGCUUGGGAAUCAACCAGCAAGACAUUCCUAAGCUUUUCACGAAAUUCGUGCAGUCUCAGCCUCUUGCUGCCAAGAACUCGGGCGGUAGUGGCCUAGGCCUUGCGAUUUGUAAGAGGUUCGUAAAUCUCAUGGAAGGCCACAUUUGGCUCGAGAGUGAAGGCCUUGGCAGGGGCACCACCGCAAUCUUCAUUGUCAAACUCGGGAAUCCCGGACGCUCAAACGAAUCCAAAUUACCACUUCUGCCCAAAGUUCCACGAUAUCAGGCCAACCCAAAUUUCUCGGGCCUCAAAGUUGUCGUGAUGGACGAGAACAAUGUUGGGCGUAUGGCGACAAAGGGUCUCCUUGUCCACCUAGGAUGUGACGUGCUGGCCGUUGGAUCGGGAGAUGAGUGCAUCCGAGCCGUCAAUCAAGAUCACAGAGUCGUGUUCCUUGACGUCACCAUACCUGGGGUCGACACUUUUGAGGUGGCCAUGAGAAUUCACCAGAAAUUCUCUAAACGGGCCGAACGGCCCAUGAUCGUUGCCCUAACUGGAAACACCGAUAAAAUGACGAAAGAGAACUGCAUUAGGGUCGGGAUGAAAGGUAUUGUGCUAAAGCCCAUUUCGUUGGAUAAAAUGAGAAGUGCACUUACUGAUCUCCUUGAGCAUGGCUACCUGCCCGAAUCUCAAUAAAAACACUUGUUGAACGAAAAAUGAAAGGUCUAUAGAAAAAUGAAACUUUUUUUGUUUCGUUUCGAUUAUUGGGAAAUAUGAAGGCGGCAUAUGAUAAUUUUUAACGUCUCGGAGGAAAUCGCGAGAGAUUUUUUAUGGAGAUGUGAAGAUGAUGACCCUGGGGAAUUAAUAUGAGUUGUAGAGAGUGGUAUGUACUGAGGUGCAUGCAGAAGAAGAUGAGCUUUUUAUUUAACUUUGAUUUAACUGUAAAAUUCUGGUCACACACUUGUGUUCUAGAGAGAGAGAUCGGUUUCUUGGUAACUUUCUUAUGAAUUGUAUGUUGAAAAAAAUGCAAUUGAAGAGGUUAAACUAAAAGAACUAGUGAGCUUGUUGAGGCUGUGUGUGUAUUUUAUUUUUAUUUUUAAUUGAAACGAUAGAUUCUAUUGCUCAGAGAAUAUACAACAGGACCGGG
This is a messenger RNA of Striga asiatica, 2988 nucleotides long. NCBI's taxonomy places the organism in Eukaryota, Viridiplantae, Streptophyta, Magnoliopsida, Lamiales, Orobanchaceae. The record is from the annotation of a GenBank genome assembly.